Molecule: messenger RNA, 978 nt
Organism: Diaporthe citri
Lineage: Eukaryota; Fungi; Ascomycota; Sordariomycetes; Diaporthales; Diaporthaceae
Exons: 2
Coding region: 1-978 (325 amino acids)
Molecular function (GO): 8-oxo-dGDP phosphatase activity
Source: RefSeq, a predicted model, not a curated record
AUGCCUGAGCUCUUGGACAUAAUAGAGCAGUGUGACAACUUCCCACAGAAUGACUUCACCCGAUCGGAAGCCUACGAUCGGAUGGUCGAGUCGUUGUGGCUGUUCUACCUGCCGGACGACCCAAACCCUCACGGCUGCCUGAUCGACUCGGUCGUGGAGCGGAUGCCUUGGACAUCCGACUUCCGCCUGACAACCAGUCCGCGCAAAGAAGUUCACCUUCUCAGGCGCGAGGGUACAGAGGACUGGCAACAAGGCUGCAGAGAUGCGGUGCAGGAACUUGUCGACCUCGCCCGCGAGCGAAAGGUGUUCCCCCGGCUGGGGAAGAAGACAGAGGAGCAGUUUCCCAUCGUCGGCGGUAACUUUGACAUCGGCAUCGAGCGCUCGGCAUUCAGCAUGUUUGGGAUCAUUGGUCGAGGCGCCCACAUGACCGUCUACGUCCAGACGCAGCAAGGUCUCAAAUUCUGGAUUCCAAGGCGCAGCGCCACCAAGUCGACCUACCCAGGCAUGCUUGACCAGGCUGUUGCGGGCGGCGUUGCGCGAGGCGAGUCGCCCCUGGAGUGUAUCGUCCGCGAAGCAGGCGAGGAGGCGGCGCUCUCUGCUGAUAUAGUGAGGGAGAAAGUGGUAUCUGCCGGGACGGUGACGUGGUUCAACAUCUCGGACGAGGGAGCUGGUGGCGAGCCCGGUUUGAUGAACCCGGGCAUCCUCUACGUGUACGACUUGCAGGUCGGAGAAGACGUCGUGUUCAAACCGGUGGAAGACGACAUCGAGGGCUUCUCGUUGAUGGGAGUCGAUGAGGUGGGGGAGUCUUUGCGCCGGGGCGACUUCAAGCCGAGCUGUGCGAUGGUCAUGCUGGAUUUUUUCAUCAGGCACGGCCUAAUCACCGCUGAGAAUGAGAAGGACUACGACACAAUCGUCGACAGAUUACACCGCAGAUUACCAUUCCGGACGUCGCCAAGUCUUCGAGGUGGAGAUUUGUGA